Megalopta genalis is the source of this 11138-nucleotide messenger RNA. It is a transcript of the gene Wdr62, whose product is annotated as WD repeat domain 62. Gene Ontology annotation, biological process: centriole replication. The record is from RefSeq and is a predicted model, not a curated record. Gene Ontology annotation, cellular component: mitotic spindle. Lineage: Eukaryota; Metazoa; Arthropoda; Insecta; Hymenoptera; Halictidae. Gene Ontology annotation, molecular function: protein binding.
ACCUCAGUUCAGAGUCGGACGUCCAACGUCGCAGUCCUUCGUGCCGCGAUUUCCUCCGGGAUUUCGCCGUCGGAUCGUCUGCGCGAGGAUUACGCAACCGAGCCGGUUCAAGCGCGAAUCGCAGGCGCUCUCGAGCGGAUCUGGACAGCUCGCCGCGUUGUCCGGGGAAGAAAAUGUGAAUUCGCGAGUGAACGCGCUGGUCAGCGAAUUUUCUGGAUCCCGAUAGAUCCCGAAAGUCGGACCGAUCGCAGCAGUCGCCAGCAUAUACUAUUCUGCGACGGUGCAACGUCGAUGCCGAGCGCGUUCUUCUCGGCGGGAAGUGCACGCGCAGAGCGGAUUCCCCAACGAGGAGGACCAUGAAGAAGCGGUGGUGACCUGGUGCCGGUCGCGUUCCUUCCGGCUCGUGUCCUCGCUCGAGAAUGAUAUCGCGCAAUCCAUCGAUCGAACCGAGGCUGCUGUCGGCCGCAGGUCGCAUCGGAGCACCGAGACGCGCGGUCUCGAUCGCCGUUUCGUGACCGGUCCGCUCCGAAUUCGAGAGCGAAAGUGAACGAGAACGAACCGGACUCCGAAGGGAACCGAACGGAAGCAACGGGGACCAAAGGGUGCCGAAGGGUACCAAAGGGAGAUGCAACGUGUCCCGUGACCGCGAAGCUGCAAUAGUUUCCGCAGAAAUCGCAGGAACAUGGCUCUAAACGCGUCCAGGAACGGCUCGCCCGUCGUUCGGGACAAGGAGAGCAUCCCGGCCUACGAUAUCAAGCUGGAACGCGUGCUCGGCGUUACCGUCUCCAGCAAUGCGGCCCUGGACUGCGACGCGACCAGCGAGCUGGUCGCCUAUCCUGCUGGCUGCACCGUGGUGCUGUUCAAUCCUCGGAAGAACACCCAGGCCCACGUGUUGAACGCUUGUCGCAAAACAGUGACCUCUCUGGCUUUGGCCGGCGACGGUAGACUGCUGGCGACCGGCGAAUGCGGACACAUGCCGAACGUUCGCGUCUGGGACAUCUCCGAUCCGUACAACGCCGUGCAGAUCGCCGAGUUCUCCGGGCACAAGUAUGGCAUCAACUGCGUGGCGUUUUCACCGAGCAACAAGUACGUGGUGUCCGUGGGAUCUCAGCACGAUAUGAUCGUCAACGUCUGGGACUGGAGGAACAAUGUUAAGGUGGCGUCGAACAAAGUCUCGAGCAAAGUGAAGGCCGUCUGCUUCGCGGAAAACGGCAAUUACUUUGUUACCGUGGGCAACAGACACGUCAAGUUCUGGUAUCUCGAGUACUCGCGCAGCGCCAAGUAUAAGGAACCUGUGCCUUUGAUGGGUCGGUCCGCCAUAUUAGGAGAGCAGAGAAACAACGAUUUCGUGGACGUGGCUUGCGGCCGCGGGGAUAUGGCGGAUUCCACGUACGCGAUCACCAAAACGGGCCUUCUGUGCGAGUUUAAUAACAGGAGGCUGCUCGACAAAUGGGUGGAGCUUCGCACCACGAGCGCGAACUGCAUGGCCGUGGGAGACAAGUACAUCUUCAUCGGGUGCGCGGAAGGUAUCGUCAGGUGUUUCAGUCCCAGCACGCUUCAGUUCAUCACCACGUUGCCGAGGACGCACUACCUUGGCGUGGACGUUGCGCAGGGUUUGUCGAUCAGUCACAUGUCGCAGCAUCCGGCGAACGCGAGGUACCCGGACGCGAUCGCGCUCGCGUUCGACGAGCGGAACAACAAGCUGACGUGCGUGUACAACGACCACAGCAUCUACGUGUGGGACGUGAGGGACAUCAGGCGGGUCGGGAAAUCGCACUCGUUCCUCUACCAUUCGGCUUGCAUCUGGGGCGUCGAGAUGUACCCGACGGGGUCCGAGUCGGUGGCCGCGGUGCCCGCCGGCAGCUUCAUCACCUGCUCCAGCGACGACACGAUCCGCGUGUGGAACCUGGAGAAGGACGUGUCGCCGAGCGACACGCUCUACAAGCGCAACAUCUACAGCAACGAGCUGCUCAAGGUCCUCUACAUCGACCCGGAGCUGACCUAUCUGAAGGACCUGGACCUGGCCGCGGCCGGCUCCACGGAGAAGAGCGACGCCUCGUACGACGGCCGCAACGGCGUCCGCUCGAUCCGAGUCAGCCCCGACGGCAAGCAUCUCGCCUCCGGCGACCGGUCCGGCAACAUCCGGAUCCACGACCUCUCCUCCCUGGAAGAACUCUACCUGAUCGAGGCUCACGACGCCGAGGUGCUCUGCCUCGAGUACUCAAAGUUCUCCAAGUACUCCGCCGAGUCGCCCAGGCUGCUGGCCAGCGCCUCCAGGGACAGGUUGAUCCACGUGUUCAGCGUCGAUCAAGGGUACAACUUCUCGCAGACGCUCGACGACCACAGCUCCUCCAUUACUGCCGUCAGAUUCUUCAAUCAGAGCAACCAGAGCAAUCAGAUUCAGAUGGUGUCCUGCGGCGCCGACAAGAGUAUUAUUUUUAGACAGCUGCAGUCGACGCCGGGCGGGAUGCCGCAGUUCGCUAGGGGCCACAACGCUCAGGGAAAGACCACUCUCUACGACAUGGAGGUCGAUUCCGGGCAAAAGCACGUUCUAACUGCCUGCCAAGAUAGGAACAUAAGAGUGUACAACGUGGCCACCGGCAAACACAGCAAAACGUUCAAGGGAUCCGUCGGGGAGGACGGGUCUCUUAUCAAAGUCGUCCUAGAUGCGUCGGGAAUUUACGUAGCUACCUCGUGUACAGAUAAGACAUUGUGCGUGUACGAUUACUACAGCGGCGAGUGCAUGGCCACCAUGUUGGGCCACUCGGAAUUGGUGACCGGGCUGCGAUUCAGCCCGGAUUGCAGGAACCUGGUGUCCGCCAGCGGAGACGGCUGCAUAUUCGUCUGGCGAGUUCCCCGGGACAUGGUCGUCACCAUGCAGGCCCGCCUCGCCCAGCAGGCGAUGCGAGCUGGAAAGAGGCCGCCUCAGGUGAACGGUACCGGGAUAGACAUCCAAUUGGACAACGAGACGUUCGGAUCGCCGCCGCCCGAAUUCCUAGACCCGAACGCGAAUCCCACACCGCAGAACGUGGGCGUCGAUUAUAGGUUCAGCGUGGGCCAGCUGCCGCUUUGGGCGAAAAAGCAGAUAAACACCGCGAACGCCGACGAAACGACGACCCUGGCCGCGAACCCGAGGUCCCUCGGCGUCGAUCUGCCGAAGGGCAGGUGGGCGCAGAGGGUGCAGCAGGGCGACGGCAUCACCGUCAAGUCUGUCUACGACAGCGACGAGGUGAUACCGUUCCCUCCGCCUCGCGGGGCCCUCGAUUCCGACGGCGGCGGUGGCGGCGGUGGGUCCAAGGACAGCUCCAUCGACAGCGGGACCGAGACCAAGUGCAGCAGCGACUACCGGAGGGAAACCAUCAUCAUCAAGAGGGACGAGGACGAGACUGUGUUCCAGCCUUGUCCGGAUAGUUACAGAGAACUAGCGGAUGACCCGAAGCAGGUGAUCGGUGGUCACGUGACGGUAACUAGAGGUAGCAAUAUCACGGAAUUGACACGUCAGUCGAGGAGUCGUCACCAUACCGACGACAGCAGCCUUGGCAGCUUUAAAUUUGAGGACCACGAGAGCACGGAGCACGACGGCGACGUGGAGGAUUACUCGGAGGGUGAGAACGGGACCACCGGCUCCGAGAAGUCCCAUCACAGGCUGAUGUACUACCCGGCUCCGGAGGACACGAUAUCGAAUCAGUUCACCGUGAACGCGAUGGACGUGGAAGAGCUGAGGAGAUCUCAAAGGCGGCAGAAGAAGCCGAGGAACGGAGAGAGCGGCCGGACCAGCGAGCUGACCGCGUCCGGCAGCCAAGACGACUCGGAUUCCGAGGGCGGAGCCUCGACUCCCAGCGCCGAGAGGAAUCCUCUGUCCAUGCUGUCGGAGGCCAGCUCCGAGGGUUUCGACCAGCUGGCGAAGCAGAGCCAUCGCGAGAAGUUCCUCAAGAACGCUUUCGAAUCUCUCAGCGGAGCCGAGGAGCCGUCCAACAGGAGUCCGAAAACAACUAGCAUCAGCUCUCAGUUUCACGGAAGGCUCAGCGGUGGCACCGACGGCAGCGGCAACAACAAGGUUCGCAAUCAGGCCGUGGUGAACGCGACCAAGCAGGCGAGAGGGGACGCGGACGUGACCAAGAAGCGCGAGGAGUUGCAGAGGAGAAUAGAGGAGACACGGAGAAAAUUGCAAAGCGUGGGCUACAGGUCGUCGCUAAAGACCAGCCAAAGCAUAUCCGACUUGAGCAGCCAUAUACCGGAGAAGCAUCAUCGUUCGAACAGGUUGAGCACAGGUAACAACAAAUCCGGUCAACAGACUCACUACUCGAAACCGAUUAAUCCUUGUAAACCGAUACCGAACCCAAAGCCCCCGUUAAAACCUCAACAACUGAUUAACAAAGUGUCGGGUGGUGUGGGGAAUGCGCUGCCUAAGCUAGAUACCCCAACCUCCGAGAACUGCUUGUCCAAAAGUCAGACUACGUCGUGUAUAAGCGACAAGACGAGACCGUCGUUGACUCGCCCGUUAACCUUGACCCUGAAAAAAACUGAAAAGUAUAAGCUGUCGCUGAAUAAACCGAAUCAGUCGUUGCCGGAGUCGCCGGUUUGCGAGGAGCUGAAGCUCCUCAAGGAGCAGUGCAAGAAGAACGUGGUCAGUCGGUUCGCGAGAUUCGCGCAAAAGCGAAGGUCCUGCAGCUACUUCAUCGGGCUGAACGACAACGAGGAGGACAUGGAGAACAUAGCGAAGUCGUUCGAGAGCCUGCCGGCGAUGAACGAGCGGAACAUAGAGACCCUGAACGACGCGUUGGACGACGGGGACGACGGGAACGGGAACUUUAGCGACGAUUCCUUGGAAGGGGAUUUCAAGAAUCCGCCGCGACGAUGCGUCAGCGACUACCAGAUCAACGUGCACGUCGACAGCCAGCAGGACGCUCACAGAGGCUACUCGAACUACCAGGCGUUCUCGAAGCGGAUUCUGACCGGGUCGCAGGAGAGCAUCCUCUCGGACGCGUCGGUCGAGUCCUUCUCGAAGGGAAGCGCCGAGAUUCUGGAUUACAGCCACUACGACAACGACAGACACUCGAGCGCGAGCUUCUUUCUGUCCCGGCGCAAGAUGCAGGCCGGCCGGAGCCAGGAGAGCAUCCUGACCGACGAGUCCGACUACCAAAUGUUCCCGUUGCGCGAGAACAUGGACCACCGCAGCACCGAGAGCGUGCUCACCGACGACUCGGACUCGCUCGUCAAGUCGGCGCCCCUCGAGAUGCUCUUCGACUCCCACUAUAAGCGAAAGCGACAGAACUCGGAGACGUACAGCGGCAAUCCCAACAACGCCGUCGAGCCCUCCAGCUCCGUCCAGGACAACGCGAACGACGCGACCGCUUGCCGAGCGGUCUUCAGAUCCAAGUCCCUCCAGGACACGAGGAUAAGCAAGGCCGGCAACGAGAACAAUUACACGGAGGACAACGCGCCGCAACCCGCGACCUGCAUCUACUACGAGUUCAACUUCAACGAGAAGAACGACGCGAACGUCGAGAUGAGAAUGGCGACCACGAAAUCGGACACCAUGCCGAGGAGCAACAGCUUGAAGGUGCCGAAGGAGCCGCAGUCGAUGCUGUUCCUGAACGACUUCGUGGCGCACAAGCCGCCGAAGCCGAAGAGGAACUCCGCUCGCACGCAGAGCAUGCGGAACAGGGCUCGCCCAGCCUGGAACAAGUACAGCGUCGACUCGCCGACCACUCGUCCGAAGUCCGAGACCGAGGACUACGCUGGCAACUCGCAGAGAGCCGAGGGCCAUCCGUCGAGAUGCGACAACGACGCGAAAUCGGACGCGGGCUCGGCGAACGCGUCCGAGAACGCGAAGAGGAUCGAGCAGUUCUUGCAGUCGCCGGCCUACUCGAUGCAAUACGCCGACGAACCGGACCCGAAGACCAAGUUCUACAGCCUGCAGAACCGGCGCUCGGACAAGGGCAUGGCGUACGAGGCCGGCGGCCCGAUGGACAAUUACGGGUUCGACGCGCGGGACGACCAGAGGGACUCGCGCGUCUGCUGCUUCGAGAAUCAGAUCCCGACGAAGGACACGCAGGAGACCUACGAUUCGCUGGAACCGCCCGGCGGCGUGUCCUGCGACUCGCAGCCUACUGGAGCUGCCCAGAGUACCCAGAGUCCGAGGACGAACGAGCGACUCGACAACAUGGACGUGGAUCUGAGGAUCAGCAGGGCGAUCGAGGGCACCGUCAAGCUGCUGUCCAGAGAGUUCGAGAACCUGGUCAGGUCGGAACAGUACUUCAUGAAAGAGAAACGCCUGAUGAUGUCGCAUUGCCUCGAGGCCAGCGAGAACUAUGCGAAACUGGAGGCCGAGCGGGACGGCAGGUUCGCGAUCAGGCGCGACAUCAGGCUGCACUCGGGCGGAGAAGAGAGCGACUGGGCGGACACGUCCGCGAUCGAUAGAUCCGUGAUGGAGAGCGGCUCCUCGACGUCCGCCUCCAGCUGCACCAACUCGCCGAAGAGAAUGUGGCCGCCGGCCUCGCGGUGCCAGAGCCACAUGAAAUGGACGAAAACCUUGCCCACCAUUAAUCAGGCUAUUAUACCGACCAAGCAUCUGUACACAGUUUCAGGAAAAGUAGGUAAUAAGAACUCGAACGGUUCUGCGCGAAGUGGACUGGGAAACGCGAAUAGCGGAAACCAGUCUCGGCACGGAUCGGCGAAGAAUCAUUCUUCCCACAUUACCAGAAGCAGCAGCGUCGGCGUUUUGAAUCAGAGCGACUCGGAAUCGGACGUCGGCGCCGGCAACGGAAGAGGAUGGAACAACCAGACGACGAAUAGCAGGAUCAGUGGAUUGAUGAGACCGACGAUCAGCUCGCAGAACAAGAUCAACCAUCAGAUAAAGACCAGCUCCUCUUCCAGCAGCAAUCUGCCUUCGGUCCUGAGGAGGAGAGGCAUGCAGGGAGCGUAUUCGAGUGUGAAUCUAAGUCAAGUGGGCAAUCAAGAGGACUCGAGUUCCGAGGACACGUCCUCGAACGGGAACGGAGGCAAGCCGGCGCUGCCGCCCAGACCUCGCAGCAUCAGCAUCGACCAUUCUGCCACGAAUUUAAAUCUGCCCGGCGCGACGGUGAGGAGAUCAGGGUCCACGACCGUGAUCGCGAACGGCCGCAACGGAAACAGCUCGAUAGGGCAGGGCGCCGGCCGAUUGUCGACCGCCAACCGGAGUCAGCUAGACCCCAGCCCGCAGGAGCUACCAGUCAAAGAUACUGAUCGUGCCAUCGAUGUAGCCAGUGCCGAAUUAGGCACGGAUAAAUCAUUAGUGUCGACGCAGCUGUGCAACACGAUCGCGGACGACCUGACGCGCACGGCGGACAACGUGGUGCAGCUGUACAAGCGUCUAACGAUAGACAAGGAGGACGAAGGAGCCAGCAUCGACAGGGACACGAUGCUGCGAGGUCUCCAGUCUUCCGUGAACGAGACGAUGCGAACGUUGCGGCUGGUGGUCGCCGGUGGACAGGCGAGCAUCGACGGGUCGUCGUCGACGGGCAGCGAGAGCGUGGCCGUGAACGAGGCGACCGCCACGUUCCAAGAGCUGCUCGCUGGUCAGGACCAGGGUAAAGUAGUCAACAUGAUGCAGCAGUACUCCGAGCUGCUGCUGACCAUGAUGCAGCAGAGGAUGGGGGGACCGCAGUCGAGCCACACGUAAAAUCCGUCCAUCUGCGCGUUCUCCGAGGGUGAAGGACGUCCAGCCGUUGACACGCCUGCGUCUCUUAACUACUCGCGUUUACUCCCAGAGGAUCCUCAGCUCUCCCCUCGUCCACCUUCCUCUCUCUCGGUUUUCCUACCAGACGUCUGACGCGAUUCGCGAUCACGCAGGAUGAAAGGAUGCAGGAUGAUUGUCGUCGAGGAACGUUAACAAAUUGCGGGAAACACAGGGUCGAAGAGUCGCGGUAGUCGAUCCGCGUUCGGUUUCACUCUUGGACGACGGUGACCGAUUCCGCUAGGGUCUCUUCUUCUUCUAGGGUCUGAUUCCAGGCUCUUCGAACUGGAUCGUAACACUGGUCUUCUAGAAUCUUUUUUUAAAGAACCCUUACCGGAAGAAAUAGUUACAAAUUAUCAGAAUUUUUUUAGCUACGCGCAACCGAAAAUAUUAAGCAAAAAUGAACUAUAGUUUCCAAAAGAAGGAAACGUUGCUCGAGAGUAAACCGAACGCUAGAGUACGGAUGUCGGAGCGUGUAUGUCAAGGUUAUAUUUCGCCGAAAAGCUUUCGGGUCUCGGAUCCUUGCGCGGAGAUUCAGAUUGGAAAGACGAGCUCCUAAUUAUUGUAGAACCGAACUGAGAUCGGUAGUCGCGAAUGUUUGUGUGUACGUGUACCGGAACGGUGUCUGUAGCCAAAGUUAGCGAGUAUAUUAUCAGCAGUUUCGUGCAGAGAGGACAGACGAGCAGGGCAGGCUAGUUCGCAGCGAUCCGACAGUUGUCUCCAGAGACGCGACGAACCGGAAGAUCGGCUGCGUGAAACUCACUCGUAUCUUGAGGCCAUACGCCGUGAAAUGCCAAUUAACUAAAGACUCUUAGACUAGUUUUCAAACCGAGUAUAUAUUAUUAUACGUAUAUAUAUUAUAUAUGUAUUAUAAUACAUUAUAUACAUACAUAUAUACAUAUAUAUAUUUAUCGACUACUGCGCGAUAUUAUAUCAUAAUAUUAGUCUUCUUGUUGUGUAACCAAAGGCUGUCUGUACCUACGGUCUAAAAGGAGCCUUCCUUCCUUCCCCCGACGUUAUAACAAACAAAAACCAAGAAAAAAAAUGAAACACGUCGACGCGACGAAACUGUAAUUAAAAAGCGAGAGUAGCACGCGAUGUAAACUUGCCAGUACGAAAGAGAUAGAAUUCCUAACCGUUUAGAGAAAAAAGAUAAAGAAGAAAUCGAAAGAAAGGCUUCGUAGAAUAUACGCGGUGCGUUUGUGUCGCGUGUAGGGUUCAAACGUGUGUGAUUUUAUAUUUACAAUUCGAUGUGCGGAACGAGUAUUGUCUCUUGCUAAUUUUACUUCGCGGAAACAAGUGGUGUAUCGUGGUAGGACUACUAUAGAAUUCCUGACCGUUGAGCUAUAAAUGCCGACGAACAAUAGGUGGCCGGGGAAUUCAGUUUACUUGGACGGAUUGAUUAUUCGAAGUCGAAAUCGACGCUCGACUCUCUCUCUCUCCCUCUCUCUCUUUCUCUCUCUCUCUCUUUCUCUCAUAGAAGCUGUGCUACAUAGCGAUCGCAUAUUUUGUCAUAGGGAUUACAAAUAUUUUUACACCGUGAUUAACGUUGAUAGACACGAAGGACAAAGGGAAAACGCGCGAAACGAAGGAAAGUUCCAUAGCGUCGUCGUAUUCACUUUCGUUGAAUCGUUGCGCCGGGUUCGAAGGGGCGACGCCGAGCACUUCGAAGGAAGGAAUCGCAUCGAGGAAUCAAAGUAUUACGAACACGUAUUAUUAUUAACGGAUUUUAAUGCGAAUUCUCCUCCUCCCCAAAGUUACUUUCCAGAUAUAUCCCCUUCUCCGUAGAGUUACUUCGGAUUGUAUGUAAUGUAUAAAACGUGCCAUCUAGGUUUACAACGAUCGUUAUUCCCGCGUACUCCGUCCGCGAGAGACGUGUUCAUCGCUUCUUUUCUUUAGCGUAUCGUUCAUCCUCAUCGAUAAACCUUGUAACAUAUCCUCGGUACAACGUAUUGUGACGUUUGCUCGGACUUCUCUAACGUUAAGCAGGCGUCUCUGAUAUAUUUUUUUUUUGUUUUUUCAAAGAGAAAGCAAAUUUUCAAAUUUGCAGACAUCUUCAGCCUGAACACAAUAAUUAUUUUAUAAUUCUAUCUUGCACGAAAUUAUUCUGUGAACUGUUUUAAGUAGUAUACGAUUUUGAAUAUUCUUUUAACUUGUAUGAUUUCCAAUUUAGAAAAAUCUAUCAAAAAUGCGUGCUUAGAUGUCCAGAUACGCGCUGAACAAUGUAAUUAAUCCUUAGGUGGACUACUGGGGUUGCUACUACCUUAUUUAAAAUACUGACAAUUAUUUAAUCUUGUUCCUUAUGCUGUAUAACAAAAAUAAUUUCGAUGUACAAAUUCGGUGACAAUUAAUGUUAAAUAUAUCUUUGAACUUCAUUUCGAAAGUCCACUUAAGCGUUAAUAGAUAAUGAAACGACUUGGACCGAUAUUGCUUCGUAAGAAUCGUUGCUAUUUUCCAUUUAACGGUUCCGUCGAGAGCAGUCCGUGAUUGUUCGACUUUCUUUUUUCUGAUCGUCCGAUUGUCUCUAAUGAGACAGAUUAUUUUCGAACGACGAAUAUGGAUCGACACCUUCGCCGUGGUCUGUUUGAGUUUUCCUAUGUUAAAACGAGCGUGGUCACGAUGUCGCUUAAUAGAGAUUAAUUUGCUUAUAAUCAAAAUUAUCGGUUAUCGUAGCCGACGUCAACGACAUGUAUACACGCAAAUAGAAGAACACGGCGUCGCAGCUGAUACCGAUAGCUAAUCCUUAUCGUUUAGACAACUAACUCGCGAAAUCGAGGCAGACUCUUGGUUUCGACCACGAAGGUGUUGAUCAUUUACUUUAGGAACUAAAAUAUUUUCUAUUCGAUGUCCGCAUUUUUGUAACGUAUCAUCAUCGUUAUCACUUAUCACCAUCCUCAUCGUCCGCGUGUGAAUCGUGCAAGCGACCACGAACGCGGAACGCGAAGAGAAAUGUCGAAUCUCGUCUCAUGCAUCACCUUGUAUUUGCCCAAGCUUCGCGUGGUAAUGAACCAUUCCAAAUUUCCAGCGUCUCUGUCUCUCUCUCUCUCUCUCUCUCUCUCUCUCUCUCUCUCUCUCCCUCUCUCUCCUCUCUCUCUCUUUCUUUCUAUCUCUGUCUCUGUCUCUCAGUGUAAUAAUCAUCAAAGACAUUAAUACGAUACUUUUAACCGGUCGCAAAGAUUAUUAGUGGCUUUGUAUAUUGUUGUACUCUUGUUAUAUUAAGACGUAUUGUUAUGUAAUGUGUUACGCGUUUACUUAAUUAUGUACAUAUUUAUUUCGAGUUUCGUAAGGAGCAAGACAGUUUUGGUAAUCGUGAGAAACGUUAAAUGUAAUAAUUUCAUCGUAAGAGAAAUGUAACUUUUUAUCACUUUGUUUUGUAUAUUAUGUUAACGAUUAAUAAUAUAAUAAUUCUUAUAAACUAAAA